Messenger RNA from Pelmatolapia mariae (spotted tilapia), 4759 nucleotides. It is a transcript of the gene sez6b, whose product is annotated as seizure related 6 homolog b. The transcript is spliced from 17 exons. The record is from RefSeq and is a predicted model, not a curated record. The coding region runs from base 333 to 3167 and encodes 944 amino acids. Gene Ontology annotation, biological process: regulation of dendrite development; regulation of protein kinase C signaling; synapse maturation. Lineage: Eukaryota; Metazoa; Chordata; Actinopteri; Cichliformes; Cichlidae. Gene Ontology annotation, cellular component: dendritic spine; endoplasmic reticulum; neuronal cell body.
CUGUUCACAGUGCUGAAUGCUCGGCGGCAGUGCUGCCCUGAAGAGGAGUCUCCUAGCAAGUAGAACACAGAGCGCUGCAACGGCAACAGCAGCUCUCUACAGCCUCCAGUCAUCGCAUAGAGUACAGUCUGUAGUCUGUAGUCGUGUUGGUGGAACGAAAAUAACAGCCCGUCGUCUGCUUCAAUGAGUACGUUCAGACAGCAAAACCGGGCUGAAGUCACCCAAAGGAGCACGCAGUGUGUGUAGUCGUUGUUCGGCGGAGCUCUCUGUGCUUCAGUCCGUCGGAGGGAAAGUGCUGAUUCCAAGGCUCAAGAAGCGCUAAACGGGAAAACAUGAUGAAUGGGAUGAGAUAUUAUUUUCCUGUCUUGCUUGUUCUGGUGGCGGUGGUGAAAGACACGGGCGCCAGAGCCUUUGCCUCUGAGGAUAGUCUCUCCAUCACUCCUGGGGGCAUUCCCAACCUUUACCCUACCACCCAGGACACAGACAGGAGGCUCCCUGUGGUCACCACUGCACCGCCAAUCAACAUCCUGAAUCAUCACCCACUCUACCGGAACCCGCCCCAACACCAGGCCCACCCAGGCCCUCGUGGUCAGGCAAAGUACCUUGAAGACAGUGGAGGAUCAAGCUCUCAGCUUUCCACGUCACAAUCCAGGAGAACACUGGACAACAGUGAUGAAAGGAUUUCAGAUGAGACUCCUGAAAGCUCCAACAUGCAAGCAACCCUUUCCAUACAUGCAUUAGCAACCACUUCUCUCUCCAGUGCACUUCUUCCAGUUACCAGCAGGGUUUUGAAAGGCCCCAAACAUUCUACCAUUAUCACCUCCAGUGAUACUGCUGCAAGGGAAAAGAUUGCAGGGGCAGGCAGUGAUGAAGAGGAGACAACCACCACCACUAUCACAACCACCACCAUCAUCACCACCAUGCAGAGUCCAGUUCCCUGCCAGCUGAACCUGACUGGUCCAGAAGGCUACAUCGAGGCUCCACCACACACCAAUUCUGCUUUUUACUUUACAACUGACUGCAACUAUAUCGUCACUGUCUAUACGGGCUAUGGAGUGGAGGUCCAGGUGAUGAAUGUGAAUCUUUCUGAAGGAGACAAAGUGAUCUUUGAAGAUGUUCUAAACAGUGAGAACACAGUGCUGGCCAACGAGUCCAUUCUAAUGAGGGGUUUGGUAGUAAGAAGUCACAGCAAUCAGAUCUCCAUCCGCUUCCACAGCAUCAAUCCUCAGGCUGGAGCUGUCCUUGUCAGAUAUCAAGCCUUCGUGUUGAGCUGUGUCUUCCCCAAGCAGCCUCUCUAUGGUGAUGUAUCAGUGAGCAGUCUCCACUCUGGAGGGCAGGCUUUCUUCUCCUGUUUGACGGGCUACAAGCUGCAAGGUUCCUCUGUGUUGAUCUGCCGCAAUUCUAGCACACCCUACUGGAGUGGGAAGGAACCAAAGUGCCUAGCUGCCUGUGGAGGUCUGGUGAGGAACAUCACAGUUGGUCGGAUUGUCUCUCCUGGUUUUCCGAGCAACUACAGCAACAACCUAACCUGCCACUGGCUGCUGGAGGCCCCUGAGGGCCAGAGGCUCCACAUCCACUUUGAGAAGGUAGCGCUGGCUGAGGAUGAUGAUCGGCUCCUGAUCAAGAAUGGCAACAGCAUAAAUGCAGCCGUACUGUAUGAUUCCUAUGAGGUGGAGUAUUUGCCUAAUGAAGGGCUCCUUAGCACAUCUAGGCAGCUCUUCAUUGAGCUUACUACAGAUGCCACAGGAACAUCGACUGGCAUAGCCAUUAGGUAUCAAGCUUUUGCAGCGGGUCACUGCUAUGAACCCUUUGUGAAGUACGGUAACAUGACCAGCACUGACAACACCUGGUCAGUAGGAGCUGUGGUGGAGUUUGCCUGUGACCCGGGGUAUACUCUGGAACAGGGAUCUGUCACCAUUGAAUGCAUGGAUCCUAACAAUCCACAGUGGAAUGAGACUGAGCCUGCUUGCAGAGCUGUGUGCAGUGGUGAGAUCACAGACUCAGCUGGUGUGGUGCUCUCUCCCAACUGGCCUGAAUCCUAUGAUAAAGGCCAGGACUGUAUCUGGGGAAUCCACGUUGAGGAGGACAAGAGGAUCAUGCUAGAUAUUCAAGUGUUAAAUAUCGGGAAGAAUGACCUGUUGACCUUUUAUGAUGGGGAUGACCUUACAGCCAAAUUGCUGGGUCAGUAUGGAGGAUCAAAGUCCCGCUUUAAGCUCUACACCUCCACUGCAGAUGUCACCAUCCAGUUUCAGUCUGACCCUGCCACUAACGUCUAUGGCUAUGGAAAUGGUUUUGUGGUCCACUUCUUUGAAGUAGCUCGUAAUGACACUUGCCCUGAGCUCCCUGAGAUCUCUAAUGGCUGGAAGAGUACAUCUCACCCUGAGUUGGUUCAGGGCACCGUAGUGACUUACCAGUGUUACCCUGGUUAUCAGGUGGUAGGCUCCGAACUACUCAUGUGCCAGUGGGACCUCACCUGGAGCGGCGAUCUCCCGAGCUGUGAGAGAGUGGUGUCUUGUACUGACCCUGGAAAGGUGGAGCAUAGCAGACGGGUGCUGUCAGGUACUCAUUUCACCGUAGGUUCAACUAUCCAGUAUAUCUGCAACAAGGGCUUCACUCUGUCUGGAAACAGCCUGCUAACCUGCUUCAGUCGGGGAUCAUCAGGACCCAGGUGGAGCCAGAAGCUACCUAGAUGCCUGCCUGAGACCUUCGAGCCUUGCAAUCAUCCAGGAACCCCCACCUAUGGGAUGCCCAGCUCUAAUAAGCUCCACUUCCAGGCUGGAGAGACCCUGCAUUAUUCCUGCCAGAGGGGCCAUCAGCUGCUGGGUGAACCUAUUCUCUACUGUGUCCCUGGACACCCGUCCCAGUGGAGUGGGCUGCCACCUGUCUGCAAAGCCCACCCAACAGAGUAUGAUAAGCACAGAGUAGCUGUACCUACUGCAGACCUAAGGAUGGAAGGAGCCCAAGUAGCAUUGGCUGUCUUCAUCUCCAUCGCCUUCUUCCUCAUCCUCAUCAUUGGGCUCUACCUUUAUUUUUCAAAGUUCCAGAGGAAGCCACUAAGACUCACGCUGUACUCCAACUUACCAUAUGAAAAUAUCACUGGAGAGUCUACACUUUAUAACUCAGUUUAUGAGACAAUGGAUUCCAGAGAAUACGAGGUUUCUAUCUGAAGACUCCAGUGUAUGCGUGUGUUUAAUGGACAGAUAAGACGCCUGCUGGCCUUUUCAACAUCCCCCACACUUAUUCCUUUGGUAACUCGCUUGACACCUCCACGCUGGUUUCUCUACACUGAAUAUGAACUUUUCUUUAUUUACCUGACAGAGACCACCACAGCACCCCUGGAAAAGCUGAGCCACCAGAAUAUUUUUCUAGUUCUUCAACAGUUACCGUCCAGCAGCAGUUUGUACAGUUUUUAACACUGUGCUCACAUCCUGAGAACUUUCGGUGCAAAGUAACAUCUCAGAAAGCAGAGGGAUGAAUGCAAAGCAAUGCCAUUAAGUGCAUAUAACCACAGGUGUUAGGCUGUGUUUUGUACAUUAUACACAUUGUCGUCUAGCACCAUUAAAGGAACAAUGCUUACGGAUUGUUGGGAUGCGGUACAUUGGUAUAUUAAGAUUUUACACUUUAAUGUUAGAAAAAAGCAACAGUAUAAACAAUUAUCUGAUUAUCCCCAAACUGUUGUUGCUUGAAUCUGUUCUUUGACAAAUAAAAUGUCUUAAAUAAAAGACCUUUGAAGGAAUAUUUGUCUCUCUAAAAGGGUGAUGUUCUCAUGUCUGUAUGUUCAGCACAGUGAUCAAUGCAAUAUAUAAUUUGCUUAGAUUAGCAUAAAAACUGAAAGCAGGGAGAAACAGCUAGAGCUCAAAGAUAAACCAAAACUCCACAGCUCCAUUUAAAAACAAACUACUUCUGGUAACAAUGACUCAAGCUGGAAAAAAAAAAAUUAAAGCCCCUUUUAUAGUUUUAUGGAUUUCUUAACCUUUUCAUUCUUUCACUGUGUUGAAAGAUGAUGAUUGUUCUGUAGAGAUUUGCUGAAAAACUAAAGAAAAUAAUUAAACGCUGUUAUAGUUUAUUGCUAAUCUAAACUGUCAUUGGACGGUGAGUGCAAGGCUAUGAGUGAAUAUCCAAUGACAAGAUUUUGCGACUUUAUAUUACCAGUUACACCUCAGAUGGUGGACUUUGGGCAGAUUUUAAAAUAGUAUAAGACGAAUGAUAAGUUGUCUGUUGUGUCUCCAGCUGUUUUAGCUAUCAAAUGCUAGCAGACUAAUGAGCCUAUUAUUGGCUUUUCAGUCAGUUUUCAGUAAAUUUGUAUGUAACAUGGUAUUACAUUCAAAACUUAUUUUUUUGCAAUAAUGAAGCAAUAAUUUCCAACAUAGCAACCAGUACACUUUUAGUAAUGGUAUUUAGUAACUGAUAAAAUAUUUAUUUUCCAUCUUUAAGAAGAUUCUGUGCUAUUUGAACAUUCGUCAGCUACAGCCAAGAAUGGUUUUGUAUCUAGCAUCCAGUGGUCUUCAUUGGAAUUGCUUUUUUUUUUUUUUUGCACUUAGUAUGCUAUAAUUUUUUUUUCCUUCCAUGUAUUUAUUGAGUUUUAAACUUUACACUGACACCAUCAUUAAACAAAACAAAACCAACAUAACAGGACAAAACAAAAUAGACAAAACAAAACAAAACAAACAACCUGGCUCAAGAAUACAAAUAAAUAAAUGGAAAAUCCAGACACUUUGAUUAUGAGAUACAAUUAACAAUACACAUAUAUGUAAAAUAG